AUGCACCCUGCAAAGGUGAUCCAAGUGACCGUCACCAUCGCCAGCAAACAUCUCUCGACACCCAGACUGCACAGUGGCAUCUUUUGCUUCGAGUCUUGGCCAAUCAUGGCACCGCGGAAGCUGACCUCAGCAAUUGGCACCGGUGACUCCUGCUCAGUUGGUUCAGUAAAGCCCCGGGUACAUGAGCAUGGUUAUCCUGGGUUUGCUUCUGCCGCAAGUCUGCAUGUUCAUUCAUGUCAUCAGCAGGUUGUCUCUGUGGGAGGCGGUCAAUCGAAGUCAUGUAAACCUCGUGACAGGGUGCUAUCGGCUGGGAUCGUCCAAACGGCUUGCUCACCCACCCGCUCUUGUUGCCGAUCUACAUCUCUCUCUCUCUCUCUCUCCUCGCUUGCUCGCUCUCGCCACACACUCUCCUCGUUUCUCUUUCUGGAGUUCUAUGUCAAUGUCCUUGUGUAG
This is a messenger RNA of Symbiodinium sp. CCMP2456, 453 nucleotides long. The record is from the annotation of a GenBank genome assembly. Lineage: Eukaryota; Dinophyceae; Suessiales; Symbiodiniaceae.